Mangifera indica (mango) is the source of this 3038-nucleotide messenger RNA. RefSeq lists its product as uncharacterized. The transcript has 3 exons. The record is from RefSeq and is a predicted model, not a curated record. The coding region runs from base 677 to 2659 and encodes 660 amino acids. Gene Ontology annotation, cellular component: cytoplasm. Gene Ontology annotation, molecular function: protein binding. Lineage: Eukaryota; Viridiplantae; Streptophyta; Magnoliopsida; Sapindales; Anacardiaceae.
ACAGAGAGAGACAGAGAGAGAGAAUACAGAGAGGGUGGAAAAAAAAAAAGGCUAAAGUGAAGAGACGCAACAUGAAAAAUGUACAGACACAGACAGAGAUAGAGAUAGACAGAGAUCUGAGUUGAAGAAUCGAGUCCGAGACUGAGUCAGAAGUAAUGGCGGAGUAAGUGUACACAGCAUACUCACCGUUAGAUCUCGUCUUCCAUUUCAUUAUCUAACGUCUGAUUGUUUUCCCUCUCUCUUUCUCUACCUGAAAAUUUUUUAAUCUAAAUCAAUCCUAACCUUCACUGACUACUAAGUCGCUCGAUCUCUUUCAAAUUCGCCUCCUCUCUCAGAAUUGAGCUCUAUAGACGCUGAAGUGCAUUCUGUGGAGCUCAAAGUCAGGAAAUUGAAGUAUGAUAAGAUUGUUUGAGAGCUGAGAAAACGAAAGAAAGUUGAAGAAUAUGAAGAAGAUAAGACAUUUUUUUAGUCUUUUCAUUGAAGUUGUGUGAAUCUUAAUCUUUUCUUAUGUUAUUGAUUUAUUUCCAAGGGCUCUUUAAGUUCUUGCAGUUCGAAUUUUUAUAACCCUAAUCUUGAUAUUUAGGAUAGGGCUUGUUACCUUUUAUGGUUUGCUUUACCGAAUGGGAGGAAUUAUUGUUUAAAAGUGGAGUUAGAAAGUGAAUUGGGGGAAAAUACAAUGGAAGAUUUUUCCAAAUAUGUCCAUAGUCCUGCUCAUUUGGCAGUUGCUCGGCGUGACUAUGCUUCCCUGCGGCGCAUUAUUGCUAACCUUCCACGGCUUGCCAAGGCUGGGGAGGUUAAUACUGAAGAGGAGUCUCUAGCUGCUGAGCUCCAAGCUGAUGCUGUCUCGGCUGUUAUUGAUCGCCGGGAUGUUCCGGGACGUGAAACACCUUUGCACCUUGCAGUCAGGCUCCGGGAUCCAAACUCUGCAGAGAUUUUGAUGGCGGCCGGGGCAGAUUGGAGCCUUCAGAAUGAGAAUGGUUGGAGUGCUUUGCAAGAAGCUGUUUGCACAAGAGAGGAGUCAAUAGCUAUGAUUAUUGCUAGGCAUUAUCAGCCUCUUGCCUGGGCAAAAUGGUGUCGAAGACUUCCACGUAUUGUUGCCUCAGCAAAUCGUAUCCGUGAUUUUUACAUGGAGAUAACCUUCCAUUUUGAGAGCUCAGUCAUUCCGUUUAUUGGUCGCAUUGCCCCAUCUGAUACUUACCGCAUUUGGAAGCGUGGAUCCAAUCUCCGUGCAGAUAUGACUCUUGCUGGAUUUGAUGGAUUUCGCAUUCAACGGUCGGACCAGACAUUUCUUUUUUUGGGGGAGGGCUGUACUUCAGAGGAUAGUAAUGUAACUUUGCCACCUGGUUCUUUGAUUGUUCUUUCCCAUAAGGAGAAAGAAGUCACAAAUGCUUUGGAAGGGGCAGGCGCACAGCCAACGGAAUCAGAAGUUGCCCAUGAAGUGGCCUUGAUGUCUCAAACUAACAUGUAUCGUCCUGGCAUAGAUGUCACUCAGGCUGAGCUUGCUCCCCACCUGAAUUGGAGGCGACAAGAGAGGACUGAAAUGGUUGGAAAUUGGAAGGCCAAAGUUUAUGAUAUGCUCCAUGUGAUGGUUAGUGUGAAGUCAAGACGGGUUCCGGGUGCCAUGACUGACGAAGAGCUCUUUGCUGUGGAAGAUGAAGAAAGGUUGGCAAAUGGUGGUGAUAAUGAUGAGUAUGAUGAUGUAUUGACAGCUGAGGAAAGGAUGCAAUUGGAUUCUGCACUUCACAUGGGGAACUCUGAUAGUGUUUGUGAGGAUGAUGAACAUGGGGCCCCUGGCUCUCAAGAAAAUGGUUCAGGAGGUUCCUAUGAAAAUGGUGAAUCUGAUAGUGCUGCUAAAGAAAAGAAGAGUUGGUUUGGCUGGAACAAGAAGGCCACCAAAAAUAACAGUGAUGAUCCGGAGGAUUCGAAACUCUUGAAGAAAUUCUCAAAGUUGGCUCCUGAAGGUAGCAACAAGAAGCCAGUUGCUAAUCAAAGACCUUCAUCUGAACAUCAGAGGGAGGAUGUGAGUGAUAUAAAGAAGGGAAAGGACAAAAGCAAUAAGAAGAAAAAGAAGAAGGGACCCAGUGGUGAAUCUAAGAAUGAGAGCGAAUAUAAAAAGGGUUUGAGGCCUGUCCUCUGGUUGACACCAGAUUUCCCUUUAAAAACAGAUGAGCUCCUGCCUUUACUUGACAUAUUAGCCAACAAAGUCAAGGCUGUAAGGAGACUUAGGGAGCUUUUGACCACCAAGCUACCUCAUGGAACAUUUCCUGUCAAGGUUGCUAUCCCUAUUGUUCCAACUAUUCGGGUUCUUGUUACUUUUACAAAAUUUGAGGAGCUGCAGCUGCCAGAGGAGUUUUCAACCCCUCUCUCCAGCCCAACACAUUUCCAGGAUUCCAAGUCAAAAGAACCGGAAGGAUCCUCUUCUUGGAUUUCAUGGAUGAAAGGGAGUCGUGGUGGCCAAUCAAGUGAUAGCGAUAGUCACAGGUAUAAGGAUGACAUUGAUCCUUUCCUUAUACCAUCUGACUAUACCUGGGUGGAUGCCAAUGAGAAGAAGCGCCGCAUGAAAGCCAAGAAAGCUAAGAACAAGAAACACAAGAAACAGACAGUGGCAGCCAAAAGUGGUGACGCGGUACAUCAGACAAGUGAAGAAGUGGAAGAAUAAUCACAUAGGAAAACUCUUUGUACUUUUCGGCGGUGGUGAUGAUGGGGGACAUCAGUUAGAUGAAGAUUUGAAAGUUAGUUGCACAGGAAACCUCUCUAUCCCGUUGAGUUUCAAGGUACUUUGUGGUGAAAGGGGGAGGUAAGGCUGCUCCCCGUGCCCAUCUGACAUCUAUUCUUACUUUUAGGACUGUCUGGUAGUGGAUUUACAGAUAAUGUUUACAUGAUCACUUGUUGUAUUGUCAUGUGAUGUGAAAUUGGAGAGGAUCAGAGUCUCCUCGGUUUGUUAAUUGUUUGUUUUCCAUAUUAGUCUUUCUUAGACGCAAAAUUGUUGUAUCUAUUUGAUAAUUAUCAAAUUUAUCCUUUUUCAUUAUUGUAGCUAA